UUUAUACAUUUAUAUUUCUGUUAUACAUCCCAAAUUCAGUUUUCCUAUAAAAGAUGUGUACCAAUUUCUUAUGGAUGUGCCUGUGCUGUCUGGUGUGUUUUGUUCUUCAAACAGACGGAAGAAUCGACAGCACAGCGUGCUAUGGUGUAUCUGGAUUAUCUUGUUCAACUCAUGCAUUAUCUUGCGUCAGUCCUCUUGUCAUACAAAUAAUGAACACAACCUACGGAUUCAGGCCAAGCUGUUUUGAUUUAUCUGGGAAAUCGCACUGCCAAGUGGACCAAUGUUGUCGAGAGGAACCAUAUGAUUGCUUUACUUUAUUCUCGGAGAACGAUAGCUUAAAGGUACAGGAGAAGUGUAAUGGUCACCAGUCUUGUAUAAUUCAAGGAAGAAGACAGCUUGAUGUAGUGUGUAGAGGACAUGUGAUAAGUGCCUAUAGUAAAGUACAAUAUAACUGUGUUUUUAACGAUUCCAGUCCAACACUUUUUACAGAUACACCUGAUGUUCUGAAUCCAACAAAUAUCAAGACGUCAUUUGACCCUGUAAUGGUGGCGGUAAUUAGUGUUAUAACGGUAUUAGUAAUAAUGAUAUUAGUUGCCAUUUUUAUAUGCAAAAUUCGACAUAAACAAUCUAAGAGUCAAGAAGAUAACAAUACUGCAUUGCCAAAACGUGAAAGCUACACCCCACAUUAUACGACAAUUGAUGAUACUUCCGUUAGAGAUCGUAACAGUAUUAGUGAAUAUGAAGAUGUUGAAUUGGACGACCAGUAUUCGACAUCAACAUUGGUAGACAACUUCGAUAACAACAAAGACACACCUAGAAUACGAAUUUACAACAGUGACAAAUACAGCUUUGUCACACCGGCAAAUUAUAACCAUGUUCAUUUGAGUAGCAAUGAUUUAACAGAUAGAAACAAUUAUGACCAUAUCAAUGACGUUCGGUUUCCUGUUGGCGAAGUGGAUGAUUACAAUCAUAUUCUUGACCCUGAUAAACAGGAAAUGGCAUUUGACGACAAUUACAACCAUAUCUCAGCCCAUGGGAAAAGAUAAUAGGGGCUAUUGUUCUUUUCUUAUGAAUAAAAUAUCUUAUUU
Molecule: messenger RNA, 1088 nt
Organism: Lottia gigantea (owl limpet)
Lineage: Eukaryota; Metazoa; Mollusca; Gastropoda; Lottiidae
Exons: 5
Coding region: 54-1046 (330 amino acids)
Source: RefSeq, a predicted model, not a curated record